Messenger RNA from Eupeodes corollae, 1197 nucleotides. Its product is annotated as chronophin. Gene Ontology annotation, molecular function: phosphatase activity. The coding region runs from base 87 to 1088 and encodes 333 amino acids. Lineage: Eukaryota; Metazoa; Arthropoda; Insecta; Diptera; Syrphidae. The record is from RefSeq and is a predicted model, not a curated record. Gene Ontology annotation, cellular component: cytoplasm. The transcript is spliced from 6 exons.
GUUAGUAAUGUCCAUCGUCAGAAUUCAGAGCUUUCCUCGGACUUAGAUGUAAAAUGUUUGUUGAUUUGUAAGAAACAGUUCAAACCAUGAAUACCGCUGUCUUCGGGUUUGUUGCAUUAACUUUGCUCAUCAAACAACUUACGUUGGGCUUAGAUUCGAGCACACAAAAGUUACCUAAGCCUCGUCAUAUUUUGGAGUUGAGUCCUGAGGAAAAAGUCAAAUUUAUAAAUUCUUUUGAUUUGGUGUUUUCAGAUAUUGAUGGUGUUCUCUGGAAUCUUCACAAGGAUGUUGAAGGUGCAGCUGAAGGUUUUCAAGGUCUAACUAAAGCUGGAAAGAAACUCCUUUUCGUGACAAAUAACAGUGUUCGAAGUGAAAAUGCUCUUGAACAUCGUUUAAAAGAUCAUGGAAUUAAUGUAAAAAAUACAGAUAUCAUUCAUCCAGCAGAUAAUGUCGUCAAAUAUUUAUUGAGUAAAAAUUUCGAUGGGCUUAUUUAUUGCAUUGGAAGUGUAUAUUUUAAGACAAUUAUUCGAAAGGCUGGUUUUAAAAUUAUCGAUGGUCCAAAUAAAAUAUUCGAGGAAAGUUUCUCUGAUUUCGGACGACAAAUUUUUGAUAAGGAACCAGUUCGUGCUGUAGUCAUUGAUGCUGACUUUAAUUUAUCUGGAGCUAAAAUGAUGCGUGCUCAUUGGUAUUUAAAACAUCCCGAUUGUAUACUGAUAAUUGGAGCAACUGAUUCAAUGCUACCUCUAUCAAAGGAAAUUCAAAUUCUUGGUCCCGGUCCAUAUGGUAAAAUUUUGGCUGAAGCAAGUGGCAAAACUCCCAUUCUCAUGGGAAAACCUGGAAAAGAAUUGGCAGAUAUGCUUGUAGAUCGUUUUGAUAUUAAAGAUAGGAGCCGAGCUUUAAUGAUUGGUGAUAUGUUAGAACAAGAUAUUGGAUUUGGAAAAUUAAUUGGAAUGCAGACGUUGCUUGUACUAAGUGGUGGAUGUAAUAAGACUCAAAUGUUAGAGAAUAGAAUUUCUGGCCAGCAUCCUGAUUAUUAUGCCGAUACCAUGUAUGAUUUUGUUGAGUUUUUUGAAAGCUCGAAAUUGUAAGAGGAUUUUCUUAAACAUUUUUUUGUAUGAUAGGUCUUAGUUUUAAGCAAGUCAUAAUAACAUACUUACAUUAGUUCUAGAUAUACACAAUAAAUUACAUAUCAAUGAA